Messenger RNA from Effrenium voratum, 507 nucleotides. Lineage: Eukaryota; Dinophyceae; Suessiales; Symbiodiniaceae. The record is from the annotation of a GenBank genome assembly.
AUGCGCGCCCGCAUCGGCGCCGAUGCCGACGCAGAGCCUCGUGCUGCACAGAUCGUUAUGUCACAAGGUUUCACCGGCAAGCCCAUGGCCAACUACGGUGACAUCCUGGAUGAGAACUCCAUCGUGUUUGUGCUCUCGGCGAGAGGCGUCAAGGCGAAGAACUUGUCCGUGGCCAUCUGCGACGUUUACGUGAAGGUGAACCUGCCUCCCUCGCUCUUCGAGGUGGACCUCCUCCAUGAGAUCGACCCGGAGCAUCCCAAGACGCGAUGUCGUGUGAGCCCGGAUCAGGUCGCCGUGACGCUGCAGAAGCGGAGCCCGCGGAUCUGGGGCGAGUUCCGCGCGGCUGGCGCCAAGGCGGAGCUCCGGGAGCGCCGCGCGCAAGCGCUGCAGGCCCUGGAGCUGCGGGAGGCGGAGCGGCUCCAGAAGCGCCAGGCGCCGAAAGCCCGCCGAAAGCGCCGAAGCCGCCGGGCGCAGAAACCGGAUCGGGCCACUGAUUUGCUCAAAUAG